This is a messenger RNA of Numida meleagris (helmeted guineafowl), 1942 nucleotides long. It is a transcript of the gene PGLYRP2, whose product is annotated as peptidoglycan recognition protein 2. The record is from RefSeq and is a predicted model, not a curated record. The transcript has 5 exons. NCBI's taxonomy places the organism in Eukaryota, Metazoa, Chordata, Aves, Galliformes, Numididae. Gene Ontology annotation, biological process: detection of bacterium; peptidoglycan catabolic process; defense response to Gram-positive bacterium. The coding region runs from base 43 to 1569 and encodes 508 amino acids. Gene Ontology annotation, molecular function: peptidoglycan binding; peptidoglycan immune receptor activity; zinc ion binding.
GACACCUACACUGCACACGCAUGGCACACACACUGCACACCCAUGUGCACACCCAUCGCACACGCAAUGCCCUCCGCCCACGUGACGCACACCGUGUCCCCCCCCCCGGUGACCCCGUGGGGGUGGGGACAAAGUCCACGUAGAGCGCAGGGCACCAUGCGCUGCUCCGCUGCCGCCGCCGUUCUCCUGCUGCUGGUGGGGCUCAGCACCCGCUCCCGAGCAGCCCUCCUCCCGCACCACAUCUCCUCAUUGAUCCCAAUCCUACAAUCCCUGGAGGCCGACGACACCCCGGACACCCCAUCUCUGGUGCGGGCACUGGGGGGCUGUGGGACCCCCAUGUGCCACACACUACUUGGGGACCCCCCUCCCACCCCAACAACCCUCCCUGAGCCAUUGUCGCUGCUCACCCACCUCCUCCACCCCAACACCGAGACACCGGAACGCGGCGUGGUGUUGGCGCCCGAUGGUUCCACCGUGGCGUUGGCACCGCUCUUCGCUGGCAUCGAAGUGGGGCUGAAGAGGGCAGCGGGGUGGGCCGGCCCCAUUGAUCAACCCUACACCGCUCUCGACGCACUCUAUGCCGUCACCAUUACCGAAGCGCUGGGGACAUCCUUCCUCUUGGCGCGGGUCAACGGGAUGGCCGCGUUGGGACCCGAUGGGUGUUGGGAUGACGUGGACAACCCCCAAAACUUCACCCUGUUGGGUCCCCCAUCGCUCGUCCCCAACGCUGUCGCCAACGGGGCGAUGGAUGGGGUGCUGUUGGGCACCCGCUUGGCUGAAGACCCCAUGCCUCUCUCCAUCCUAUUCCGGAGAUAUUAUGGUGUGGACAAUGGGAUCACAAGUGGGUGGCCCCACAGCAGCCGCCGGCGUCAGGAUUUCGGGGCACUGACGGCCGUGGGGAAGUUGGAGGAGGAGGUGGCAGCGAUGCUGAGGGUGCUGCGGGGGCUGUCCCCCACCCGCGAGCUCCUGGAGGAGGUUGGGGAGGAGGAGGAGGCAGACAUCGCUCGUCAGGCAGCACGGGAGUUCAUGGAGGCGUAUGUUGAUUGCCCGGCCAUCGUCCCCCGCUGCAUGUGGGGUGCCCGUCCCUACCGGGGCACCCCUAGACCCUUGUCUCCACCUUUGGGUUCCAUCUACAUCCACCACACCUUCGUGCCCAGCUCCCCAUGCCGCUCCUUCGCCGCCUGCGCCCGCGACAUGCGCUCCAUGCAGCGCUUCCACCAGGACACCCGUGGCUGGGACGACAUCGGCUACAGCUUCGUGGUGGGUUCGGAUGGAUACCUGUACCAAGGGCGAGGUUGGCACUGGGUGGGUGCCCACACCAGAGGUCACAACAGCAAGGGCUACGGCGUGGGCUACGUGGGCAACUUCUCGGCCAGCUUGCCGGAUCCCGAGGCCAUCGCUUUGGUGCGUGAUGGUCUCAUACCGUGUGCCGUGAGGGCUGGGUGGCUCCACCAGAACUACACCCUGCACGGCCACCGGCAAAUGGUGAACACCAGCUGCCCCGGGGACGCCCUGUUUCAGGAGAUCCGGACCUGGCACGGCUUCAAGGUGGGCACCAGUGAGGAUUGACCCCGUGGGUGCUGGUCUGCGUGGGUGCUGCAAAGGUUGGAUCCUGGUCUACGCGGAUGGUGGUCUGAUGGGGGACAGAUGGGACACCAGUCCAGACGGACACCAGACCAAUGGACACCACAUGGAUUGCAUCCCAGUGAUCCCAGUCUGGAUGGGGCCUGGCCCAUGUAGACCCCAACCCAAUGAAUUCCAGAUCAGAAGGUCCUCAGUCCACAUGGAGCCCAACACAAGGGAUGUCAGACAGGACACCGGUCUGUAUGGCCCACAGCCUCAAGGACACCAGCAUGGACCAGUCCUGGCAUGCUCCCUGUGGCCCAGCAGACCAUGCCCAUAGCCUCAAACAUCCCAUAAUAAAGUCAGCGCCAGGAGAGCA